GGUACGUAAAUGUCAAUGUCAAAGGGGCUCGCAAAAUCGUGAUCGUGAUACGCGUUGUUGUUUUUUAUAAUAAAUUAAAUUGAUAGCGCUACGUAGUACUACAAAUAAGUGGAGGGCAAUUUAUUUGUUCGUUCCUCGCCAUCUCGUCAAUUGGCAACGAGAUAAUAGGCCGUAUCUUUCGUUUUAUCAGUGUUGAAAACAUCGCGCACGGAGAUGGUGGUUUCGCGUUGCUUUACGAUGAAGAGCCUCAAAAUGUUUUCAGUGCAAAGAAGGGGCAUGCAUUUGCUUAAAGAUAAAGCUUACAUUAACGGCGAGUGGGUUAAGGCAACCAGCAAUGCCGUUUACCCCGUUCAGAACCCAGCUGACGACAAUGUCAUUACCGAGUUACCUGAUAUGGACGCUGCAGAUGCUAAAACUGCUGUCGAUGCAGCUGCAAACACCUUCAAAACCUGGAGAGAUACAACAGCCAAGGAACGCUCUUACAUAUUGAGAAAAUGGUUCAACUUGUGUGAGAAACAUUCUGAUGAUUUAGCUGCAAUAAUAACUGCAGAGGCCGGAAAACCCCUAGCUGAAUCAAAAGGCGAAAUUGCGUAUGGAAACUCGUUUCUGGAAUGGUAUGCUGACUCAGCCCGCCACAUCAAUGGAGAAAUUGUUCCCAGUCCAUGGCCCAAUAAGCAAAUUCUCUUGACCCGACAACCUCUUGGAGUUGUGUCAGUGAUUACUCCUUGGAACUUUCCUUAUGCAAUGAUCACUCGCAAAGUUGGAGCUUUGAUGGCAGCCGGGUGCACCUGUGUCAUAAAGCCAUCAGAAGAUACACCAUUGUCUGCACUGGCUGCUGCGGAAUUGGCAGAGCAAGCUGGAGUUCCCAAAGGAGUCAUUAAUGUUAUUACUUCCAGUAGAAAAAAUGCCCCAGGUGUUGGUAAAGUUCUAUGUGAGGAUGAGAAUGUUGGUUGUAUCUCAUUUACAGGUUCAACUUUUGUUGGCAAAAUUUUAUAUGGCCAAGCGGCUAAAGGAAUUAAGAGAGUUGCUUUAGAAUUGGGAGGCAAUGCACCAUACAUAGUAUUCCCCAGUGCAGAUAUCGAACACGCUCUAGAUCAAGCUAUGUUGGCAAAAUUCAGAAACAACGGCCAAGCUUGUAUUGGUGCUAAUAGAUUUUUAAUUCAUGAAGCAGUUUAUGAUAAAUUUGUGGAAGGAUUUAAGAGCAGAAUUGGCAAGAAAUGUAUACUCGGUCCCGGAACCAAGGAAGGCGUGACUUGUGGUCCUCUUAUAAAUAAGGAACAAGCCAAAAAGGUGUCAGGAUUAGUAGAUGAUGCUGUUUCCAAAGGAGCAGAGGCACUGAUUGGUGGAAAAUUUGCAAAAGAACUUGGUGACAAGUUUUAUGAGUCUACCCUACUAGUCAAUGUAAAACCUGACAUGAAUAUUUAUAAUGAGGAGAUAUUUGGCCCUGUAGCCUCAUGUUUGAGGAUCAGCAGUGAGGAGGAAGCUUUAAAAAUUGCAAACAGCACUAGGAGUGGUCUGGCGGCAUAUGUAUUCACCAAAGACUUGGGUCAAGCAUUCAGAAUGUCCAGGCAGUUAGAAUUUGGAAUGGUGGCAAUAAAUGAUGGCAUUUUAUCUGCCGCAGAGCCAGCAUUUGGUGGGAUUAAAGAGUCUGGUAUUGGCAGGGAAGGCAGUUUACAUGGAGCUGAAGAAUACACAGACAUCAAGUACACUUUAAUGUCUGCUUUAGACAAGUGAAGUGUUGACUAUGCAACUUAUUUGGUUUUUAUUUAUUUCAAACAUAUUGCAUUUUUAAUUUCAAUUUGUUACCUUGUUUUAGUAAUUAAGUUUCAAAGUUCAAAGCAAUCUAAAAUUGAGUGUUGUUAAACUGAUGUGCAUUUAUUUGUUGCCAUAUGUAGGAAAUUUAUAGUAAUCUAAUUUGCUUAGUUACCAUGUAAUUGUUUGGUUUUGUUCCCAUCAUGGGAUAAUAUUAUAAUUAUUUAAAGCUAAUAAGGAUAAAUAAUUGUAAUCCAUUCCAGUCUUCCAGUUUCUUGUGAUUUAGGAUUAAAAGUGUUUGACUAUUAGAUAUAGCAAUUAAUUAUUCAGUGACAUAAUGAUAU
Molecule: messenger RNA, 2096 nt
Organism: Ostrinia furnacalis (Asian corn borer)
Lineage: Eukaryota; Metazoa; Arthropoda; Insecta; Lepidoptera; Crambidae
Gene: Ssadh
Product: succinic semialdehyde dehydrogenase
Exons: 1
Coding region: 214-1734 (506 amino acids)
Biological process (GO): GABA catabolic process
Cellular component (GO): mitochondrion
Molecular function (GO): succinate-semialdehyde dehydrogenase (NAD+) activity
Source: RefSeq, a predicted model, not a curated record